AGAUGUCAAUGCUUUUGAUUGUAUAGAUUUGAGACGAUAAGGUGUUUAUUUAACUUCCUGGUUGGAAGAGAAGGCCAGGGAGAGGACAUUUAUAAGUUAAACCCUAAAUGUGACAGGACUAUGGCAUCAAAUUUUGAAUCCUCCAUUCAGAGGGGCUGUGAUUUCAUCCACGAUUUCGUCUGUUCCCCAUGCGAAGAAGAUGACUUGAACACGGAAGCUCAAUAUUUCUGUAAUCAGUGUACGAAAUAUUACUGCGUAAAACUGUGUCCUAGUUCACAACAAGCUAUUCAAGAGACACUCGGUGCUCGACCGGACGGACAUGACGAAAUGGGCAGCAGCACCAGGGAUGGUGGACGUCCUCGAGAGAUGCGAGAGGCACCCCGGGGAGGCUCUCAAGCUGGUCUGUGGUGACCAUGACCAGCUGUGUUGUCCCGUGUGCGUUGCCAUGGAUCAUAGAAACAUGGAUCUACUGACCUCAACCCUCGAAUUCAUGCUGAACACCAUUUCUAGUGAAGAUGAACUGAUGAAUUUUGCCGCUACAUGGGGUAUUCAAGAGGCUUCAACUGUACGGUUACGACUUUUACAGAUACGAAAUCCUGAGUACGGUGGCACCUUUGUCAAUGAAGAACUUGACCUCAUACUUCAACAUUUUGGGGGAGCAUCUACAUCAACUGAUCAACAAAUUUCUUCUGCCAUGAAUGCCGAUUUAGACUUGGCAUUUGAUUAUGUUCAAGAACAAGAUGAAGUGGAGGGUGCCGUUCAAGCUAUUUUGUUUGACGAUGAAAUAGAAGAGGCAUCACAUGUUUGUGUUGAAGACGGCCCAUGGAGUCCGGUGACAGCUGUUCAAUGCGGAGCAGGAGACGAACCGGGUCCGUCCAAUAGAUCCGACCAUCUCCACAAGGCCCAUCACAUGAAUUGGAUACACCUAAACUAAAGUAUACUAUAAGAAAGAAAGGUGUGCGAACCUUUGCCAAAAAUGCGGCAAAGGAUACGACCUAUGAAGUCAAGAUAGAUGAAGAGUAUCACGGUCAACGUCUCCACGAUGUACGAAUUGGUCUUCACCAAAUGUUUGACGAUCUGUUAGGUCAGGCGCGGGGGAAUUUAGCGGGAAAUGGUUUGGGUAGGGUCAUCAUUCAUCACGGGGGACUCCACGAUCCGAUCAUUAUUCCAUUACAGAAAUGGAGUGAACUCUGUGCCGAUGUGGUCAUGUCUACUAUCGAAAAGGUACUUAAUAGUAACCAGGGGUUGGCUAUUGACUCAAGUUUUGAAAUAACUAUAGGAUCGAUCAAUUUACCCAAAGGAGGCACUAGACAAAGAAUCAUUAAACUUAAAGGAAAAAAUAAUUCUUUACAACUCAAAACUUCCAUCGUGACUAUAGAAAAUGAAGAUCAACUGUGUAUGGCCAGAGCUAUAGGGGUCAGCUGGGCAAAAUUAAAUAGAUGUUCACCGGAAGAAUGGAAAGAGAUUGUCAAAAACAGAGGAAAGAAAAGUAAUUUGGAACUGAUUCUGAAACACAACAAGGUUCCAAAAAGUUAUUUUUCGAAUUUGCUGAUAAACAAACGAAAUGAGCAGAGACAACUUGCAGUCAUACUCAGUCGAAUGGCGAAUGUACCUCUGGAUUGCCCAGCCAGUCUCAGUAACAUAGAAGCCUUUGAAGAAGUUCUUGGUGUGAAAAUAAUGAUAAUCAGCGCCCGAUUAGGUAACAAAUUUAUCACCAACCCUAAUACAGGCGAACACCCGUGUAUAUAUCUGUAUUUGGUCGACGACAAUCAUUUUAACGCCAUAACCAGUAUCACCGGAUUCUUCAGCGCAAGAUACUUUUGUGACAAAUGUCUCAAACACUACAACAAUCUAGAAAGACAUGAAUGUGAGAUUAAAUGUCUUGUAUGUAAGAAGGACAACUGUCUCAUGUCAGAAAACACCGUGAUAUGUAAAGACUGUAACAUGAAAUGCCGAUCGCAAGAGUGCUUCGAUAGACACCGUCAAGGACCAGAGGGACUUAACCGUCAGCGAGAUGACGACCAAAGUAAAGAGGUGUCACAGUGUGAGACAUUCUGGAAAUGUCGUACCUGUUAUAAAGUCAUAAAUAGGACAAAGCGUAAUAUAAAAGAUCAUAGAUGUGGAGAAUACUUAUGUAAUUCUUGUAAAACAUAUGUGCUCGAAGAUCAUCUCUGCUUCUUGAGAGCUACACCAUACAAACAAAACGAUUCUAAAUUUAUCUUUUUUGAUUUUGAAUGUACUCAAGAUGAAGUAUUAGAAUGUCAAGAAGGAUACCGUCCAGUUGAGUGUGAACACAGUCAACCAGAUUGUAAUACUUGCCUUAAAUGUCAGAACUGUAAGUCUUCUUGGUGUGGAAAGUCGACUCAUCGACCCAAUUUUGUUGUCGCCCAAACAGCAUGUGAUGAAUGUAAAGACGAGGCGCCAGACACACCGUGUAAAAAAUGUGGAGAUCGUUGCGAAAACUGUCAGAAAGAGGAAAAGGAACCUUGUUUGCCGAGUUGCGGACAGCGUGAAUUUAUUUUUGAAGGUUGUGAGACGUUGGAAACCUUUGGGACCUGGUUAUUUUCACCUCAACACAAACACUAUAAAGCCAUUGCUCACAAUAUGAAAGGAUAUGACGGUUAUUUUCUACUUGAGUAUCUCAUUGACCAGUCCAUACGCCCGAACAAAAUCAUUUACAGUGGUUCAAAAAUUAUGUAUAUGACGAUAGAAAAAGGUCUUAACAUCACAAUUAUAGACAGUUUGAAUUUUCUCCCCAUGAAGCUUGCUGCCCUGCCAAAGACGUUUGGCUUAACAGAGAUGAAAAAGGGUUGGUUUCCUCACUUAUGCAACACUAGGGAAAACCAGACUUAUAUUGGACCGUACCCAGACGCUAAAUAUUACGGAUAUGAUUUCAUGAGUGCCAGAGAACGAGAAGAAUUGUUGGCUUGGCUCGAUUCUAAGAAAGAAGAGACCUUUGACUUCCGAAAAGAAAUGCUUGAGUAUUGUCGUAGUGACGUUGAUAUUUUAAGAAAAGCUUGUUUAACCUUAAAAGAUUUGUUGAAAACCGCCACGCAGACUUCUGCCUUAUUAACGAAAAAGAAAAAGGGCAAGAUUGUUAAAGAGAUGUGUCCCGUCUCUGUUGACCCCUUUAACUAUUCAACCAUCGCUUCCGUUUGUAUGGGUAUCUUCAAAACCAAGUUUUUUGAAGAAGAAUGGGAGGUCAAAAUCAAUGACGCCAAAGAGUGGACACCUGCCCGAUACAUUGACGGUAACUUAGAAAUUCUGAAGAACGAUACUUGGAUUAAAGAAGGGCAUCUAGAAGACGACAUUAUCAAAACUAAACGGUUUAUAAAAUCUCCUAUUGCUCAAAUUCCGUCUGUCAGAAAAGACAGUUUCAGUCGGAUGUCUCUACAGUGGCUGGAGUUGAUGUCCAAACAAGAUGGUAUCACUAUUCAACACGCUCUCAAUGGCGGAGAAAAGACAUUACCGGGAACACGGUACAAAUUGGAUGGCUACUGUGCCGAAACCAAUACGGCUUACGAGUACCACGGUUGUGUCUUUCAUGGUUGUCCCGUCUGUUACGCAGAGGACACAAUUCACCCA
This is a messenger RNA of Mya arenaria, 3585 nucleotides long. RefSeq lists its product as uncharacterized. Bases 320 to 934 code for a protein of 204 amino acids. The transcript is spliced from 2 exons. Lineage: Eukaryota; Metazoa; Mollusca; Bivalvia; Myida; Myidae. The record is from RefSeq and is a predicted model, not a curated record. Gene Ontology annotation, molecular function: zinc ion binding.